Messenger RNA from Anthostomella pinea, 384 nucleotides. NCBI's taxonomy places the organism in Eukaryota, Fungi, Ascomycota, Sordariomycetes, Xylariales, Xylariaceae. The record is from the annotation of a GenBank genome assembly.
AUGGCCCAAACUCCCUACUACCGCCACGGCGCCCUAGCCAUCGGGGUGAUCCCAGUCCUCCUAAGCGUGAAUGCCAUCUUCCGGCCCGAAGCCGCCUUGAACCUCGCCGCGUUCCCCGUGCCGGCCGAGCCCUCGGCGCGCAAGCUCACGCGCUCGCUGAUGCGCUUCUACGGCACCCGCAACGUCGCCAUCGGCUUCAUGUCUCUGCUUGUGUGGCAUACUGGUGACGAUAGGCUGCUGGGCCUCUCCCUGUUGCCGGGCGUCUUCAUCUGUGUCGUUGACGGUAUCAUGAGCAAGCUGCAGAUCGGAGGCGGCGAGUGGAACCACUGGUCGCUUGCACCCGUCAUCAUUGGGAUAGCGGGCAAGCUGUUGAGAUGGUCCUAG